Molecule: messenger RNA, 812 nt
Organism: Etheostoma cragini (Arkansas darter)
Lineage: Eukaryota; Metazoa; Chordata; Actinopteri; Perciformes; Percidae
Product: heat shock protein 30-like
Biological process (GO): response to heat; protein refolding
Molecular function (GO): protein folding chaperone
Source: RefSeq, a predicted model, not a curated record
GGAGAGCUGUAGAAAUGAAUUCCUGAACUCACUGGAGCUCCUCCAGUCAGAAUAUAAAAGCCGAGCAGUCCCACAGCUGCAACAGAAAGCAACACAGGAGAAAACACACACUUUACCCAGAGGACACAACACAGAACACACACUGGACAUGCUCUGCUCUCAUGGAUUCCAGUCUGCCAGUCUCAGUCCAGUCAUGGAUUUCUACUGGCUUGCACGCAGUCUGAGGUCAGAGGUCAAACCUCUGCUCUACCAGCAGGAUCUACUGCAGAGAAACCUACCUGAGCUGCACAGCAGUCUGGAGCGGAUCGACAAACUUCAGCACGAGAUCCUGUAGGAGAUGGAGCCCUCCCGACCGUUCUCCUACCAGCUGGAGAAGGAUGGAGACCAGUUCGGCCUGAGCCUGGACACCCGAGGCUUUUCUCCAGAGGAGCUGUCCGUCAGACGGGUAGGCUGGAUGCUGAGAGUCAGCGGGGAGACAGAGAAGGAGCAAGAGGACGGGAAAGGCUCCCACUCUUACAGACGCCAGGAGGUCAGACAGGAGUUUGAUCUGCCUGAAGGGCCGAACUCAGACGCCGUCACCUGCUACCCGGCUCCACAUCAAGGCAGCCCCAGCUCCAUGUGUGGAGGAGGCUGAGAGAGUGCUGACUAUCAGGAGGAGCUUGGAGGAGGAAACACAGCAGAGUGUGUGUUCACACACAGAAGGCAGCGGUACAGAGACACACAGAAGCACACAGGACCAACCUGAAAAUAUUGAGUUAUGUUGCUGCAACAAUUCAUAGUAUAAGUUUCUGUAUUGGUAUGAUCAAUGAAUG